Messenger RNA from Phanerochaete carnosa HHB-10118-sp, 4612 nucleotides. RefSeq lists its product as uncharacterized. NCBI's taxonomy places the organism in Eukaryota, Fungi, Basidiomycota, Agaricomycetes, Polyporales, Phanerochaetaceae. Gene Ontology annotation, cellular component: nucleus; site of double-strand break. Gene Ontology annotation, biological process: DNA repair; proteasome-mediated ubiquitin-dependent protein catabolic process. Bases 63 to 3869 code for a protein of 1268 amino acids. The transcript has 13 exons. The record is from RefSeq and is a predicted model, not a curated record. Gene Ontology annotation, molecular function: protein binding; nucleic acid binding.
GAUUACAGCUCGUCUUCUGAAUAUUUUUUCAUGCUGCAAAACCCGCAGUUUGAAUCGGCAACAUGAAGAUAGUGACAACCUUACACCAACCCUCGGCUGUCGUCAGCUCGGUCAAGUGCAAGCUCGUGAAUCACUUCGAGCUUGGCUACCUCGUCGUCGCAAAGACAGAUCGCAUCGAGGUCUCGUCAAUACAGCCAGAUGGGCUCAGAAAAGAAUGCACAUUGGACAUAUGGGGUCGUGUUCUCUCGGUCUGCGCAGUGCCCGCAGAGGCGGAAGGCGUGUCGAACCUGCUCGUCCUUACGGACCAUCCUUAUCCCAAGCUAAUUCUGUUCGCAUUCAAUGGAGAGACAAGAGAGCUGGACGAAAAGUGGUUCGCGGACUUGCACGAUCGCAACGCUCGGCAUGCCGAAUACCUGAACGACAUCGUCGUCCAUCCGGCAGGCAGGGCGGCGGCCGUCAGCUGUUAUGCCGGAAAGCUCAAAGUCGUGACAUUCAAGAAGGGCGGAGUGGACAAGCACUUUGAAGUGAUCCUACCCGAGCUGAAUCUACUGGCCCUCAGCUUCCUGUAUUCCGAACCGAAUGCGCACACCCACACCCUCGCCAUAAUGCACAUAGACCACAAACAGCGGAUACAACUGCUCGCACGCGAGCUCGACAUUGACGCUCUGGACCUUUCGGUCGAGAUCGCCCACACAAUUCCGCACACCAUCCUUCCGGCUAACCAUUUCCCGUUUACCGAGCAGCCCCUCAGGCUCGUGUCCGUGCCCCCCUUCUCGCUCUCUCAAACACCAGAACAGGAGGACACGGAAGAUCGGCCUUCAAAGUGUCGAGGCGGAGUCAUCGUCCUCGGUGGACGCAAGGUCAACUUCUACGAGCUUUCCGACAAGAAAACCGUCCGCGACCUCAAGAACAAGGCGCAGAGGCAGACGAAGCGGCGUGCCAGCGGCAACGCAGAGCAGAUAAGGAUCGCAGAAGAAAAGGAUGCGGCGAGAGAGUUGAAGAAGGUCAAGCCACGGGCGACGGUGAAGUGGCCCUGGAGCGAAGUUACUGCGUCUGCCUCCAGAUGGUGUCCAGCCGAUGACGAGAUGCGAAGAUUCUUUGUCGGGGAUGUAUUCGGCCGACUCAGUCUUCUGACAAUCAAUGACGAUCCAGAACUAAUCAUCAUCCCAUUGGGCGAGAUUUCAUCACCGACAACUCUGUCCUACCUAUCAUCCCAGGUCCUGUACGUUGGUUCGGUCCUGGGAAACUCGCAGCUCCUACGCAUCUCACCUUCACCUGUGGGAGACAUCGAUAGCGAUACGUUGCCCAUCCCAGGCGGCAUACACACAAUAAAACCUGCGGAGUUGAGUACACUCCGCGCAGAGAGCCCGGAUGAAGACUACGACAUGCGGGAUGCGUUCGACACGCCCGAAGGCAGGGGUGGCAAGAUUGUCAACUGCAAGGGUAGGUUUAUUGAGGAGCUCACGCAAUACGCGAACAUUGCGCCAAUCGUAGACGCCGUGAUGGCGGACCCGGACGAGAGCGGACAGCCUCAAAUCAUAACAUGCUCAGGAGGUGCAAACACCGGCUCGCUGAACGUUGUCCGUACGGGCGCCGACUUCCAGGAGCUGGCCGUCCUCAACGAGAUCCCCAAUGUGACAAACAUCUGGCCGAUCAGGACAAGCUUCGACGGACCCGCUGACACAUACGUGCUUGCGACGACACUCUACGAGUCUUUCGUCCUGCGCUUUGACGAUGGUGAUUCAGUCACACGUAUAGAUCCUUCCGCGACCGAGCUUGUCACGAAUCGGCCAACGAUCGCGGUCGCGAACAUCCCCCGGCGUACGACUCAGCAAAACGCGUCGACGUACAUUAACUCGUCAUUAGUGGUCCAGGUCACCCCGCAAGGACUGAACCUGGUCGAGUACGAUGUCGCGCUCGGUGCCUUCAACAAGGUCGGCGACGGCUGGUCGCUCCAGAAACAAGAGAACCCUUUGUGGAGAGCGAAGGAGAUUGUCGCGGCGAGCAUCAACCCGAGCCAGUUCGCUGUUGCACUCAACGGUGGAACGUUCUUGUUGUUCAACCUGAGUCCAGACGGACAACUCAACUUGCUACAAACCCGCGAAUUCCACGGCAAGGAGAUCGCCGCCCUCUCCUGCGCGCCUCUCGACCCGAGCAAGAACUUCUCGCCCUUCGUCGCCGUCUCCUUCUGGGGGUCCAACACCGUCACGCUGCUCUCGACGAAAGACCCGGCGCUCGGGACGCACACGGAGAGCGCGCCGCUGCCCGCGCUCGCGCACUCGCUGCUCCUCCACAACUUUGGCGCGGGCCGGAGCACGCGCGACGCGGACUUCCAGCCCUACGUCGUCGCAGGCCUCGUCGACGGCACGGUCGCGUGCGUGAGCUUCCGGAACAACGAGCUGCGGGACCAGAAGCUCUUCGCGCUCGGCGCGGCGCCCGUCAGCCUCGCCGUGUCGACCGUCGACGGUGCCCGGAUGGUGCUCGCGACUGGCAGCCGCGCGGCGGUGUUCUACUGGGACCGGCAGCGGCUGCGCCAGUCGCCCGUCAUGCUCAAGAACGUCGCCGUCGGCGCGGGGCUGAACACCGCGGCGUUCCCGGCGUGCCAGAUCCUAGCGACGCCGUCGAGCCUUGUCGUCGGCCAGAUCCGGGGGGUCGACAAGAUGCAGAUACGCUCGUUUGGGCUCGGACACGAGAGUCCGCGGCGCAUUGCGUACCACUCGGACCUCAACCUCUUUGGCGUCUCCAUCGCCAAGUCAGCGCCGGCACGCGUCGGCGAGGCUGAGCUGCAGGAGAGCACCUUUGAGAUCAAGGACAGCGUCACCUUCAGCACCAUCAGCCUCUUCACUGCCGAGCCGGACGAAGAGAUCACCGCCGUGCUCGCCUUGCCGGCGGGUGCUCCGGGCUGUUUCGUCGUGGGCACCGUCAAGCACCAGCACGGCGAGUUCGAGCCCUCGGCGGGGCGGCUCAUCCUCUUCGGCGUCGUCCCCUCGGUCGACGGCGGGCGCGAGCUGAAGAAGCUGGCCGAGGCGGAGGCCAACGGCUGCGUGUAUGCGCUCGCAGCGGUCGAAAACGGGGUGGCGGCUGCCGUCAACACGUCGGUUGACCUGUAUGGGAUGGUGGAGCACGAGGGCGCGCACGCGCUCGAGAAAGUCGCGGCGUGGAACCACAACUACUUUGUCACGAGCCUCGUCGCGAGGGGCGGCCGGCUGAUCGCGGGCGACGCGAUCAGCUCCGUGUCCGUGCUCGAGGUGCUGCGCGGCAGCCACCUCCGGACGAUCGCGAGGGACUACGGCCCUGUCUGGCCCGUCGCCGUCGAGGCGACCAAGGACGGCGGCGUCAUCGGCGCAAACACCGACGGCAACCUCUUCACGUUCGCCCUCCCCGAGGGCCCGCGCGCGGUGCUCGAGCGGAACGGGCACUACCACCUCGGCGAGCUCGUGAACAAGUUCAUCCCGGGCGCGCUCGUUGGCAACAACAGCGGCGGUGGCAGUGGCGGCGAGGGCUCACUGUUCGAGACCGAGCAGCUCUUCGUGACGUCGAGCGGGCGCGUCGGGCUCGUGCACCACGUGUGCGACGACGGGGUCGCGCUGGCGCUGACGGCGCUGCAGCGGAACCUCGGAGGCGUGCUCGGCGACGGACCGGGAGGAACGGCGCACGGGCAGUGGCGCGCGCCGGCGAACGCGCGCGGGCGCAGCGAUGCCGAGGACGGCGCGACGGGCUUCCUCGACGGCGACCUGCUCGAGUCGUUCCUCGUGCGCUCGGAGCGGGACAGGGAGAGGUGCCUCCUGGGGCGGAACGCGGCGGAGCGCAUCGCGCUGGAGGCUGAGCAGGUGGAGGGCAUACUGGAGAAGCUCCAGGGUUUGCACUAGGUGGGUAUUGAUGGGGGUAAAGAGAAGGGAAACGUGUAUGCUGGUGGGGGAGGUCUCAAUGUCCCGUCCUAGGACUAAAUUGUGUACUAUAGUUGCAAUAUUGUUUGUAGAGACAUUCUGUUUGUCCUGUGCAUUCGCGGAUACAAGUACAUUUUGGUCUUUCGGUGACACGCAUCGCUACUGGAUCUUGACGGUCACGCUUUCGUCCUCUCCGUACUGUGCUAUCCACCCCUGAACGCCUCCCGUCAGGAUUCUCGCCUGGCUGCUCUCGAUCCCGGCGUCGUCCAAGGCGUCCUGAUAGUACGACGCGCCGCGGGCACCGCGCGAGACGAUGCUGCAUGCCUUGCAGUAGAAGAUGACGUGCGGGACGUUGCUGAACAGCGGCAGCAACGCCGAGAGCGACUGGUGGAGAGACUGUGCGGGCAGGUUCACGGACGUCCGGACGUAUGCCGUCUGCAGGUCGCUUUGUCAGUCCAGGAGGGUGUAGGAGGGGAAGGGGGGAGACGAUAUGGCAGUACGCACGUCCCAGUCUGCCUUGCGGAGGUCGACGAGGAUGUAGUCGACGCCUGCCGUCUUUGUGCGGAUGAGCUCUGCGACCUCGGCGGGAUCUAUGCGGGCGGGGUUGCUCCUGGGCGGCGGGAGCGACUUGGCCCAGUCGGGGACGUUCUGCGACCAGUCGGGCGUGUCAGAGGACAUGGUCGUUGUAAUCCUCUCAGUUGUGCAAUUUUCUUCGGCGGCUGAUU